This is a messenger RNA of Cladocopium goreaui, 3171 nucleotides long. NCBI's taxonomy places the organism in Eukaryota, Dinophyceae, Suessiales, Symbiodiniaceae. The record is from the annotation of a GenBank genome assembly.
AUGGAAGCUGCAGGUGGUUGCGGUGGUGAAGGUGCCACAGAUAACCACUGUGCCCAUGCAGCGGAGCUCUGCCAACGUUGCAGAGCUGCUGUAGAUGGAACGGAGAAAGAUGGAGAUCCCUUGUUGGAUCAGAAGUUGUCAUCUUUAGACAUCGGAUUUUUGGAAAUGACCUGUGUCUUACCCCAGUGGAGCCCCUGUGGGGUGACACCUACCGACGACACCAUGCUGCCGCUGUUGGUGGCUGGUGCCCUGCUGUUUCUGUUGACGCUGGGCCUGGUGAUCUUCGAUCGUCGGGUGGUGCCGUGCGUCAUCGGCAAGCGCUUGACGGAGGAGGAGAAGUGCAAGGCAGUGGACGAAGGGGCGACGAGUCUGGGGCAGCCACAUUUGGUGCCAAGUUCAGAUGCGCUCCGUUUGGCCGCCGCUAUGCCCAUGGAGAACAUCCAACGCACGAGCUUCGGCAAUGCACGAGGCCGCGCCCUGGUUGCAGCCCUUUUUGGGACCAUCUUUUUACCGGUCUCUACUGUGGCCGUGUUGGCGCGCGUGGCGCUGAUUAUCGCCUACCAAAUGGCGUUGCCAAGGCAACUUCCAGUGGCUCGAGCCGUGUUGGAGCUGUUUCUGGCGCUGGUUCCCUUCCUAUGGUGUGUCUGUCCAGUGCGCUCUGCCAGUGCAGCGCAAGUGGCUUUCUGUGGACCAGGGAGUAGGUGUCAACGCUUCAGUUCUUUUGCGCUGGUGACAGUAGCAGCAGAGAUGUACAGCACCAUCAUGGCCUCCAUGGCGGUCGCCAGCACUUGUGGAGCUUCUCCUUGGCCACCGCUGCUGUUCUAUUGCCUGGGUGUGAUGGUGACGGUUUUGCGGUGCUACUCCUCCGUGCUGGCGGUCAGAUUGCAGGAUUUCGCCGCCGGAACAUGCCGAAGAGUUUCGCCCCAGGAGCUCCAGGAUGUUGUGGGAACCAGUGACAUCCAAUGCCAAGUGGAGGACCCACACGCCGGGGCACCCAGCAACCCCAGGACUCAAUGCAACUCCAAGUUCUACGGAAGACUUGGACCGGUCGCCAUUUUCUCCGGGCCCUGGGCCCUCUAUUUGGGCCGCCGCAUGGGAUGGCAGCUCAAGGCCUCGGGCUCGGCAGUCAUGGAUGCCUCAUUGGUGCAGAUCUUGGAUUUUAUGUACAAGGUAGAGCUCUUUCAAAAGUUGGAUCCAGAAGAAAUCCUGCGACUUGCCCGUGCCUUCACCCACCGCGAAGCUGCAGAUGGAGAUCGAAUCGUUUCUCAAGGUGAAGAGGGUUCUGAGUUGUUCUUCAUCGAAUCCGGAACUGUCUCAGUGCGUGUGGGUGAUGAAGAGAGGGAGAUCACAACUCUUUCGCAAGGCGAUUACUUUGGUGAAACGGCUUUGGUUCAGAAAGCCCCCCGCAAUGCCACCGUGGUGGCGAUGGGUGACGUUCGCCUGCGGCUUCUUUCACAUGAUCAGUUUGAGGAAUUCGACCUACAUCGCAAGUUGCAGUUGGAAGUGCGACAUGCCAACAUGAAGACAGGUUUGAGACAAUUGCUUGGAGAUUUGGUGACCAUGAGAACCUUCUGUAAAGCCAUGCUGCUGAUUGGCACCUAUUUUUUGGUGGCUGCUUUGAUUUUCUCCAAUUUGGAGGGCUGGAAUUGGAUGGAUGUGGUCUAUUUCUCGAUCAUUACCUUGAUGACGGUGGGCUAUGGUGACUUUGCGCCGAAACACUGGGCCUCACGCCUCACCUUGGUCUUCUUCGUGCUGGCGUCGCUGAUUUUGGUGGCCACCAGUAUCGGUGAGUUCCUUGAAACACUGGUGGCUUUGGAACUGCGCAACGAACGCGCUCGGAAGGCCUUCCAGCUGCAACAGGCGCGCGUAGGCGUCUUCGACCAUGGCGCCCGGCGGCGGCGUUGGCGCCGCCGCACCGCUGGGUGGAUCUGUGGCCUGCUGGGGCUGCUGCUGAUCUGCUCAGUGGUGGCCAAGGCAAUGGUCCGGAAGUGUCAUGGCUGGGUGGAUGCCUUAUAUUUCAGUGUGGUGACUUUGUCAACCAUUGGAUACGGGGAUCUGACCCCAGGGAAGGAACGUGGUAGUCGCUUUGCCGUGGGACUCAUGGUGCUGCUGGGUGUGCCAUUGUUCGCCUUGAUGCUGGCGCGCAUGGUGGAGAUCGCCUAUGGCCGAGCCAAGUCAUACGAUGGACGGCUGCCUGCAGUGGUGGGGGGCUUAACCAAUGAGAAAUUCGAGCAGAUCAUCGACUUCACGGAUAAACUCUGGAGAGCUGGAGGAUAUAACUCCAAACCACAGGAGAGUCUUCGGGAGGAGGUUACGCCCUACGAAUUUCUUUGUUUCAUCCUGACGCAGAACGAGUCGGUGUCCUUGGACGAAAUUAAACAAAUUAUGGCGAACUUCAGUGAGUUGGAUGUCACCAAACGUGGGCUCCUCACUCAGCAAACUGUGGAUGAAUGGUUGAGGCGCGGCUCGUGCAACCCUGAGGGCUUCAGCCCAGCGCGGUCUCUGAAGCGCUUGACUCAGAACCCCAGCUUCGAGGCUGCACCUCCCAACGAGCCGAGUGAGAGCUUUCGAUCUGACUCCACAAUCCCCAAAUUUAUGGGCGAUGUGGAACAGAAGGGCUUCACGUCGACAGCCUCGUUGGCAUGGGAGGAGGCGUUGGCCAGUGCAGAUGAAAACCUCCUCUGUGCGUGCUUGCCGGAUAGCUGCUGUCCGGUCACCCGAAAGCGAUGUGCAGGGCGUCGUUUUCUCCUACAGGGCGGCCUGUGCCUGGCCAUCUCCUCCGCCGUGCUCUCCGCCGUGGCGGCCCACGCCGUCGCCGCCUCGCAGAAGGCGGCCACGGCCGCGCCGUCGUCCUGCGGUGUGGCCAGGAAUUCCACCACCAGCUGUGUGCCUUGGCAGUUGGCCGGGACGCAUUUGUUCGAUCGAAGAAGCGGUGAUCUUCAGAUGGAUCUGGCCAACACGCUGGAGGAUUGCUGUGGCGGUUGCGAUGAGCUGGAAGAGUGCCAGGCCUGGAUCUUUGAGCGUGUGGCCAAGCGUUGCCGUUGGAUACGCUUUGAGGAUGAGGUUUGCAACAAGAAUCCAGAACAUCUUGGUUGUAGAUGCGUCACGCACUGGGGCACUGCGUUUGGCUUCAAGGCCAAGUCGAAUAUGGUGUGGCUCACAGCCACCUGA